UUGGCGAGGCACUGACCCAAGGAGAUCUGCACAUCUUUACCGAGACGAGCAUCCCCGAAGCAGCCUCUUGGCCCCAAACCCACUUGGGCGACGACUACCCAUCCACACUAGUCUUCUUUCGGUAUCUUAGAUGUUGAACCAGUCAGGCACGGAUUGUGAGCUGUGGCUGAGGGAUGCCAGUGCGAAAGAUAAAAAACAAAACGUCAAUAUGUGUCUGAAGUAGCACAUAAAAGGACUCAAUUGUCCGCUGUCGAGAGGAGCAGUACACAACCAUCAGUUCUUUCUAUUCAUCUCGACCCAUUCAUUUUUUCGAACCUCUCCUACAACUUCCUCGUGCGCUACGACCCCCGAGAAAAAGCACUAUGGGAACCGUGAACUAUGCCGAUGGAAUAGCGAUUCUCCAGCUCAUCAUUUUCCCUUUCAUUCUCGCUGCGUCCCUUUUCAUCUGGAAACGGACCGGAUGGAGAGUUGGCGCUAAGAUCUGGCGAUACCCCUUCACCCUCUCUCUCAUUCGACUUGCUGGCAGUAUUGCGACAUUAAUUUCGAUCGAUCACGAUUCAAAGCAAGUCCGGAUUGCCAUGUUCGUGUGCCAGCUCAUUGGCAUUGCACCGCUGCUGCUGGCGUAUGUCGGCAUGCUGAGAUUAAUUGACUUGGAAAAGAAGAUUCCUCGUCGUCCCCUCCUAUUGGUGACUCUCAUGGCCCUGGUCGGGCUCAUCCUUGGGAUCGUUGGAGUCAGCACUGCCGAUACGACGAAUGGUUACACCCCAGGCACGCUCCCCAAAGCAGCCAUGGGUCUCUUUCUCGCCGUAUACGCCAUAGUCAUCCUCCUUACGGUUUGGCUAUUCUAUAUAUACUCCUUCUCCUUGCGGAAGUAUCAGAAGAUGUUGUUCCUUGGCAUUGCCCUGUCUGCUCCCUUCCUGUUGGUUCGGUUGAUCUACGCAGCCCUCGGCGAUUACAGCUCGAACACGACGUUUUCCAUGAUGUCAUUGGCCGAGAACAAUCACACCAGCCUCACUGCCUAUUUGUGCAUGGCGGUUCUGGAAGAGAUCAUCUCGAUGGUUAUUGCCAUGUUCUUUGGCGUAUUGGCUGUUCUGCAGGCAGACUAUGUGAAGCCGACUCCGGAAGUACACCAGGAGAUGAAGUAUGAGAAUGUGUGAGGAUUUAACGACAGUUAUAUGACAGGGUCAUUUGAAACCAAAUUCGGUUAUUACAAUUUCAAUUUAUAAUUUCCAUUUCAAGCAUGUUCCUCGUUUUGAUUUGUACAUUAGAUAUCCC
This is a messenger RNA of Aspergillus pseudotamarii, 1275 nucleotides long. RefSeq lists its product as uncharacterized. The transcript is spliced from 2 exons. The record is from RefSeq and is a predicted model, not a curated record. Bases 363 to 1157 code for a protein of 264 amino acids. NCBI's taxonomy places the organism in Eukaryota, Fungi, Ascomycota, Eurotiomycetes, Eurotiales, Aspergillaceae.